This is a messenger RNA of Purpureocillium takamizusanense, 1079 nucleotides long. RefSeq lists its product as uncharacterized. The transcript has a single exon. Lineage: Eukaryota; Fungi; Ascomycota; Sordariomycetes; Hypocreales; Ophiocordycipitaceae. The record is from RefSeq and is a predicted model, not a curated record. Bases 215 to 658 code for a protein of 147 amino acids.
GCCGGAUCGUGCCAGCCUCAGCUUGCCUCCAGUCAUGUAACUCAAAGACAAGAAAGCCGCAACUCGUCAAUACGAACAAGAGUGCCCGAACUUCGAGAUUAUGCGCGUAUAACGCAGUUAUGUGACGUCUUCCAGCGCACCUGAAGUCUUAUGAGAGAAAAUCCACGGCUAUCGCGACGACUCCCACGAAGGUGCACUGGGCACGCUUGCGAACAUGUUCAUCGCAGCGCGGGCCUCCGAGAGCGAUGCCGACGACAAGAACCACGUCAACCUUAAUGUUCUUAUUCCAGUCGUCAUUGUCCUUGGUGUAUUUGCGUUCCUCUUCUUCGGCUGCCUUGGUCUACCCUGGCAGCAGUUUCUGGGCCGCAGGUUCGGCUUCAAGCGUGAGCGGCAGCAGUCGUACCAGCUGGACCCCAUCAUCCAGGCGAAACUCGAGAACAUAGAGGCGGGCCGGCGACUAUCCACUGCGGCACACCCGCCAGGUCAUACCUUUGAAGCAUCAUCGUUGCAUGGCAGAACACACAUCGGCACAAAUAGCUCUGCAGAGGCGAGUCGGGUGACCAUCGGCCCCGAAGCCACGCCGUGGGAUCCUACUGCGUCAGAACCGGGCGCGUCACGGUAUAUACAAGCUCCACCGCCUAUUUAUACGACCAAGUGAGUGGUAGAGUAACUGGAUACGCGUCGACAUGCGGAUGGGAUGACGCGGCGCCAGCCUCCACGCAUGGCCCUCACGACGAUCGAGGUGGCUGCACGGACGCCUUUCCGCGGACACAUCAUGGUGUCAAGCAGAGCGCAAAGCGCGUUGGACGAAAGUUGGCACCCGAUCCGAUACUUUCACAAUGGCAUUAUGGAUCUGAAGGAAUAAGAGUCUUUGCAAACUGGCGAUGGAAGCUGCGAGGUAUGCAAUCGGGCCGAGGAGCCGAUGUUGGAUCGCGCUGGCGCUCUCAGCCGUGGGAGCGUUGGUAUGGCACCUUGACUCCACGAUAGUUGCGGCUUCAGGUGAAGCGCUGGAACCGAUAUGAUGGGAGCUACGGACAUGGAAUUUUCGCGUGAUAUCAAAUUCGUUAUUUCGUCGAGCC